AUGUCCGAACAAUUAUUAAUGAAUGCCAUCGAGAAUGGUGAUUUACAACAAGUCUCUACACUGAUCGUUGAAACAAAUGCCAACGUUAAUUUUAUUGAAUUUCAAAAUAAGGGUUACACACCUUGUCAUCUUGCUGCAGAGAAGGGUUUGAUGAGUAUUCUGGAAUUAUUAUUGACCUACAAUAGUGAUCCGAAUAUUCCGAGUGAUGAGAGGGUGGGAUCUCAAACUCCUCUUCAUAUUGCUACUUCAAAGGGAUAUAAGAAAAUAGUUGAAACUCUUUUAAAUUAUUAUGCAGAUCCUAAUGUACAAGAUGAGAAUGGAUACACUCCGUUACAUAUUGCUUGUCGUAAGGGAUUCUUAGAAAUUUCCAAAUUGUUAUUAGCAAAAGGAGGAGAUCCCGAUAUUAAGGAUCAACAAGGAAAAACUGCAUACUAUUGGGCCCAAGAAUACAAACAUGAGGAAAUUCUUCCGUUUUUAGUGGUCUUUUCAGCCAUGAAGGAAUCAGCAUCGUUACCCGUUGAGACCACAACUGAAUUGAAAGUGAAAGAAAAACUUGCCUCUUACGACUACACUAAACACCACGAACAAAAUAAGAUUACCAUUCAUGUCAUUAAAAAAACCAGACACCGAAGGAAAGAAGAAAAAGACCACAACAAAGAAAAAGAAAAGCAGUAA
Messenger RNA from Naegleria fowleri, 675 nucleotides. RefSeq lists its product as uncharacterized. Gene Ontology annotation, biological process: regulation of gene expression. Bases 1 to 675 code for a protein of 224 amino acids. Gene Ontology annotation, cellular component: nucleus. The record is from RefSeq and is a predicted model, not a curated record. NCBI's taxonomy places the organism in Eukaryota, Heterolobosea, Eutetramitea, Acrasida, Naegleriidae. The transcript has a single exon. Gene Ontology annotation, molecular function: protein binding.